Molecule: messenger RNA, 3108 nt
Organism: Physella acuta
Lineage: Eukaryota; Metazoa; Mollusca; Gastropoda; Physidae
Product: serine/threonine-protein kinase PAK 2
Biological process (GO): protein phosphorylation
Molecular function (GO): ATP binding; protein kinase activity
Source: RefSeq, a predicted model, not a curated record
UUAUAGUUAUUACCUGUCACAAAGAUCGACUACAACAAACAGUUUUAGUAUCAUUUCCUUCCAAGGUCUAAUCAAGAAUCUAUUUUCUUAAUACGAAGUGUUUUUCUCGUUUGAGUACAAGAUUAAGAAGGGUAAAAAGAGCCAUUAAAAAUGAGUACAGAGCUUUCAUUCAGAAAGGCCAAACAACAGAAUACUUUAGAAAGACCGGCUGAAGAUGACAGUUUAAUGUUGUUGAAAGAUCAAGCAAACUUUGAGCUCAGCAAAGUCACAUUUAAUAAGGAGAAAAAAGAAUUUAUUGGUCUGCCAACUGUGUGGGGACAAAUUCUGAAGAAUUCCAAAAUAACAGAUGAAGAAAUACAAGAUAAUCCUGAAAUGGUGCUCAACUCCAUGCGUGCAUACCUGAAGUUGGUGAAGCCAAAAUAUUUGAUCAUUGAGGCAUCGCACCCUGCAUUAGAUGAAGGGAGAGAUAAUAACUUGGAGGCUGAGGACAGUGUUGAUAGUAUAGAGUGUGAAAGCACAGAUGAAUCAGAUGGCCAUUUUAGAUUCAGACCGUUGAGAGUUGGCAUGGGUGAUGGGGAAUUCAAUUCUAAAAUUCGAAAGGUAGCAAAUACUGGCAGUGUUGUAGAUAAAUAUGAAAUUCAACAAGAACUUGGAAAAGGAGCAUCAGGACGAGUGCACAAAGCCAGGUGUAGGACAACCAAUCAGGUGGUGGCCAUCAAGAUCAUGGAUCUGACCCACCAGCCCAAGAAAGACAUGCUCAUCACAGAGAUCAAGAUCAUGCAGAGUUGCAAGCAUGAAAAUUUAGUCAACUUUUUAGAUUGUUUCAUUCAGGGAAACGAACUCUCCUUAGUCAUGGAGCUUUUGGAUGGCGGAGAUCUGACUGCUGUGGUGAACACAGUUAUUCUGAAAGAAUCGCAGAUGGCGGCAAUUAGCGGAGAGUGUCUGAAGGGUCUGGAGUACCUCCACAAGAACAACAUCAUCCACCGAGACAUCAAGAGCGACAACGUCCUCCUCGGCAGGGCGGGGUCGGUCAAGCUCACUGACUUUGGAUUCUGUGCUCAGCUGAGUAUAGAGAGGAGAGAAAGGAUAACCAGAUGUGGCACCACAUACUGGAUGGCUCCUGAAGUUGCAGCAUGUAAAAGUUACAGUGUUAAGGUUGAUGUUUGGAGUCUUGGUAUCAUGGUGAUAGAAAUGAUAGAUGGACAACCCCCUUAUAUGGAUGUACCACAGUUUAGAGCAUUUUUCCUCAUUGCCCAGAAGGGCAAGCCUGAUAUUCCAAAUGAACAAAAUCUGUCUUCUGAGCUCAAAGAUUUCCUGAACAAAUGCUUGGAGCCAAAUGUUGACAAAAGAGCCAGUGCAUCCAAACUUUUAGCCCACCCCUUCAUCAAGACAGCUGAGCCGUUAACUUUUAUUAGCGAGGUGCUUGAGGCAGUUCGUCAACAUAAGGAGAAAAAGCUUGUAUACUAAGAACAGUUGUUGAUUUUUGGAAAAUGCUCCUGACCUUUGGUGGAUGCCCAUGACCUUUGGUGGAUGCUCAUGACCUUUGGUGAAUGCUCAUAGUCUUCUUUAAUUUACUAUUCAUUUUUUCGCUCAUGCUUUUAUAACCUAAUUGCAUUUCUAGAAUUUUAUAUUUUUCUACAAAUUUUAAGUACAAUGUUUUCAGUGAGCAAGACUUUGUGUUAGUCUGUUAUUGUUUGGAAACAUACAAAAUCUGAGUGAAUGAGUUAACUGUCUCAUAUUAGGUUGUGUGUUCAUUGAAAGUAGAUUUGUCAUGCCCUUUAGUAGACUUGGGUGCUAAAGAAAUAAUUAUGCUCAACUGUAUAAAUGUACUUCAUUACUUUCCUCCCUGACCUACUCUUAAUAUCAAAAUCAUUGGGGUUAAAAGCUCUGAACUGAUGGUCUACUAGACAGAUGAAGUAGAGUGUCUAUUUUUUUACUACAACAUAUGGAAGGUUUGUGCAGUCAGACUAACCCUAGCUGUUUAAGUUCUCUUACUGGAGUUAUUGAACCAUCAGAGUUUGGGGUGAUCUGUUGAACAGAACCCAGCAAGCAAACUUUGAGUUAGUAAUCAUCAUGUGCUUUUCACCUUGACCAUGCCAUCCCAUGUCCAUCAAUAGCCACAGACUAUUUAGGGAAUAGGUGGCUAGUGUCUUGUCAAGCUGUCUUCACUUCCCUGACAUUGAAAUUUGAGCCAGGCACUAGACAUCUGAUGGUGCCCUGUUUGUUCUAUAGGCUUGAUCCUGGACAGCAAACACUGAACAGAUAGACUUGUCUAGACACAAAUAGACUUGUUUAGACACAAAUAGACUUGUCUGGACACAUAUAGACUUGUCCAGACAACACACUUGAGAAAUAGUUUCAGAUUCCCAAAACUAUUUUCUGCUCUUCAGAUCAUAACCAUGCAACCUUUAUGUCCAAACAUUUGUUGGUACUGUUUUAUCUACUCAAUCCUGACUAUGCAUGUUUACUCUUUUAAAAAAAAAAAAAAAUUAAACGCUUACUGCUAAUAAUUUUUUAAUUUACUCUUUUUUAUAAAAAAAAAUAUUAAACGCUUACUGCUAAUAAUUUUUUUAAAACAACGAAAAUCUACUCAUCUCUUAAAUAUAUUGUGAUGUAAGUUUUGCUAUUUGUUUCAUUGCUACUUUCUGAAAUCAUGUUUUUUUUUUAUAGUUUGCAGAUUUUUCCUAUGCUCAUGUUUGUGUAAGGCUUCAUGAUUCUUAUGAUAAAGUUGUGUAGGGCUAUACAUUCCCAUGCUUUUAUUAAUAUAUGUUUUUGUUUUGUAUUUCAAUUUGCAUAUAGAAUCUCAUAGAACAAUAAGUCAACAUAAUUUUAUUUUAUUUUAUGUUCAUUCCAAAGCAUUCAUAGAAGAACAUUCCAAACAUUUUUUAGACUUUUAUUUAUACAUGAUUGAUAACUAGUCGAUUUUUGUCACCAAUAAUUAUCACCAAUAAUUGAGAUUAUAAUAGCAUCUUGUCGGUUUGUCAUGAAUAUACAUGUAUGAACAGUAAGUUUUCCUAAUAACUGGGAAGCUGAAAUUUUUUAAAGAAGUAAUACAAAUAAGGGAGAUAAAUCUUGUAAAGUUUGCCGAUUAAAGCUUUUGAAAAACUC